UCGGGGGUCUAGGAAGGCAGUCGUCUGCACACCACCACCCAUCCAGAGGGCGAUCCUUGGACCUGGCGUGGUGCAUGCGCCGUCAUUUGAACAAGAAGCAAUAACGUGAAUAAGCGUUAAUUGUCGGAGCUGCGCGUGAAUUUCUCGGAUCGGCGCCAGGACCCCCCCGGCAGCGCCUCCGGCGCGGCCCCUGGCGCGCUCCGCGCGCCAGGGAGAGAGGCCCAGCGCCGGUCCAAGAAAUCAUCCGCGCAGACCUUCAAACAAGUGCAUAUUGAAAUCGCUUUCACUUCUCCAAUACGCCUGGCCCCAGCCAGAAGGGUCUAAGCUCAGGAACUUCCUCCUCCUCCUCCUCCUCCUCCUCCUUCAGCAUGUCGCGGCGUGGGUUCUGGCCCACCAUGCUUUGGCGCGACACGCGAGCCGCGCCACCAUGUCCAAGCGUCAACGUUCCGAUCUUUUCACAGACUCCGUCCCUCGGAGCGGAGCGACACGCUAUCCGCUCGCAGGGCGUGUCGCCGGGGCUGCCGCCGCGACACGCUGAGCAAAGGUUCCUGACCGUGUACACCACCCGCCAGUCUGGGGCCCAGAGUGAACCCAGGCCAGGCACGGUGCUGGAGUGCAGAUGUCUUCUGCGGAGGAGCGCCCGAGUUCUCGGAGGCGCAGCUGGCGGAGGCCGAGCGGCUCAUGGCAGAGACGCCGCGCAUCCAGGCGGCCCUGAAGAAUUUUCUGUCGCUGAAGAUGGCCAGGGCUGUCACUCCCGCCGAGGCGGGGGAGGAGGAGGAGGGCCUGCCUGGCAGUCCGGCUACUCUGCAGGGCUGCGCGCGGGUGUUGAUGAAGGCCCUGAACGGCCUGGAGCUGCCCCCGGCCACCGAGUGGAGCCAGAGGUGGCCCCAGGGCGAGCAGGAAUUGGCCAUGGACUUCAUGGGCCGGAUCGGCAGGUACAAGGUCGUCCACAGCCUCUGGACGCGCUGCCGGGCCGCGGGCCAGAAGCCCGGCAACAUGCUCGGCCGCGGCGCGCUGGAAUUCGCCCUCCCGGAGGCCCUGGAGGCGGUGAUGUCCGAUGCCGCAGCCUCGGCUGGGGCUGCCGGCGCAGCCGAGGACCUGGCGGCGGGCAGAGGGCCUCCUGGCGUGGUAAAAGGCUGUGGGUGGCGCACACGCAGCCCUCCCAUAGGUAGGCCCAGUUGGCCUCGACAUUGGCCCCGAGGAAACAGGCCCCCCCGCCGAGCAGCUGAACGCCCUCGACAAUUGCGCGUCCCAUCCUUAACCCAUAAGUGCUGGUUUUACCAAGCCAAGACAGAGUUCGUCUGUGGGGGAGGGGGGCGAGGCCGAAUUUCAUUGUCGUCGGGGAGAGUGCGAAUCGAAGAUGCAAUAUUUUUAUGUUGGGUAGCGUAUUUGACUUCCCACUACUACCACUACCACUACCACUACCACUACCACUACCACUACCACUACCACUACCACUACCACUACCACUACCACUACCACUACCACCACUACUACUACUACUACUACUACUACUAUUACUACUACUACUACUACUACCACUACUACUAUACUACUACUACUACUACUACUACUACUACUACUACUACUACUACUACUACUACUACUACUACUACUACUACUACUACUACGACUACUACUACGACUACUUACGACUACUACUACUAUGCUACUACUACUACUACUACUACUACAUCACUACUAAUACUACUACUACUACUACUACUACUACUACGUACUACUACUACUACGACGACUACUAACUACUACUACUACUACUACUACUACUACUACUAG
This is a messenger RNA of Prorocentrum cordatum, 1797 nucleotides long. NCBI's taxonomy places the organism in Eukaryota, Dinophyceae, Prorocentrales, Prorocentraceae. The record is from the annotation of a GenBank genome assembly.